Messenger RNA from Heterobilharzia americana, 1221 nucleotides. Lineage: Eukaryota; Metazoa; Platyhelminthes; Trematoda; Strigeidida; Schistosomatidae. The record is from the annotation of a GenBank genome assembly.
AUGCCUGUAAAUUGCACGUCAUCUUUUAAUGUAAACCAAUCUGUGCCUGUAUUUCAAACGCUUGCGACAACAGGAUCAAAUAAUAUUCCAUUCCCUAAUCCAAGUUUUACUUCACCUCCUCUGUUUCCUACUUAUGCUGUGCCAGGUGACGUUUCAACUAGUUUUAUGGAACCACUUGCAUCAGCAGUUCCACAAACAAUAUCCCUAAGCAGUUCUCUAAAUAUUUUGAGUUCCAGUGGUAAUCUGAUUACAGACUGCAUUUCUAACACAAGCAACAUUGCUUCACAUGGAACAGCAGGACAAUCCAUAUCUGUGAAUCCAGACCCAGUUUUGAACUACUCAGUCUCUGCAUACUCUUCGAUGGUAGCGUUUAUGGCUGCAAUGCAGUGUGGUGAUUUUAAUCGGGCUCGAUUGAUUUCAUCUGCUUCAAAAAGUUUAUCAGAUUUACCUGACUUAAAUUUUAUUCCGCCGAAUUCAGUAAGUUCGUCAGAUAUUCCCAACUCAUUUUCAAAUGAAUUUAAUUUAAGCAUGUCAUCCACACCACUGGCAUCAUCAAACUGUAAAGGAUAUGCAAAAUUGAAUGAAUUUCACAGUAACUCUACUCAACUUUCUGGAAAUGAUUUUCCAAAAUUUUCUAAUUCCUUAAAUGACCAAAGGAAUUCACUAGUAUUCGCAUUGUCCUCUACUUCUCCUACCGGCAUUACUACGCCAAAUAAAAGCAGAAUACCGAUAGAAAAAGAAUCGAUGAAAAAGGAGUCAUUAGAAAUCGGUGAAACAAGCAGAAUAUCCUGCAGUAAUUCAGAUAAAAUAAAAGGUGUUCAGUUGAAUAAACAUAUACGUAAUGACUUUGAAUCAGCUUUAGAUUUGUCCUCUGCAUCACGCAAUAAAAAGAAUAUAGGCUGUGAUAAAUUUCAUAAGCCAUCUGAAUUUCACUUCAUAGUGAACACUGCUGAGUCCAAUGAACAAAUUCUUCAAGGUAACAGACAUGGGUUAAUUAAUUCUUAUAGGCUUCACAGUGAAUUUCCAAAUAAAUUACAAGGUGAAGGGAAUAAGUCUUUUUCAAAUAAAUCUAUUACAACUGUCAAACAAACAACUAACAAUAAAGAGACAGCUAGUUACGUCUUACAAAAUACUCAUCUUCAAAAAACACUGUCUAGAUUUUUUCAUUGUGACAAGGUGAAAAAUACUUCAGAGAGUAAGCUUAGUGAUAAAUUCUACUAG